Molecule: messenger RNA, 615 nt
Organism: Penicillium subrubescens
Lineage: Eukaryota; Fungi; Ascomycota; Eurotiomycetes; Eurotiales; Aspergillaceae
Exons: 1
Coding region: 1-615 (204 amino acids)
Source: RefSeq, a predicted model, not a curated record
AUGGAUCUCUUCAUAUACAACGCGUCGUACCAGGUCUGGAUCUGCAUUGAAUGUCGUUACGCCGUCUCGCCCCGUCAAUUCGACACUCAUCUCUGCAGUCAUCACCGACAUCAUCCAGCCGCCAGAACCGCGGAGCUUCGUCAGGCUGCGCUGGCCGAGAUGUUAAAAUGGCCCUGGCUACAGCCUACACGGGAGCCGUGCAGAUUGCAUCCACCCGACUCUGCGCCCAUCCCCGGUCUUCCUGUCUAUCCUGACUUUCGCUGCCCCCGCUGUACCUACAUGUCGCGAGCGUUAGCGACAAUACGUAGCCAUCUAGCACAUAUACACCCGGAGACCCAACGACUGCGUGGCCGUGCUUCCAAAGCCAAGUCUGAUAUAGCUGCCGCUGCAGAACACGUGAGCUGUCAGCGAUUCUUUGUAUCUGGCUCGGGGAGCGGCUUCUUCAGUAUGAUCGCACCGUCUCCGAUCAGGCAAGAACGGCUAGCUAGUACAGUGUCCGAGGCCGAGUUCAUUCAGGCCCAGGUCCGCCGGGAUCUCCAGGAGAGCUUGGCGGACGAGGCAGGACAAGCGAUGCAAAUCACCGCCCAGAAGCAUGCUACCGAAGUCUCGCCAUAG